GCACAGAGUCUGCAGCUGAAGGCUCCUCCUCUUUACUUUUUAACAUGGCUCGUGGACCUAAGAAGCACAUGAAGCGUUUGAACGCUCCCAAGCACUGGAUGCUCGACAAGUUGUUGGGUUCCUAUGCUCCCAAGCCCAGCGCUGGUCCCCACAAGACCCGCGAGUGCCUUCCCCUCAUCAUCUUCUUGCGUAACCGUCUGAAGUAUGCCUUGAACGGUAAGGAAGUCCAGAACAUCCUUAUGCAGCGUCUCGUCAAGGUCGAUGGCAAGGUCCGCACUGACAGCACCUACCCCGCUGGUUUCAUGGACGUCAUCUCCAUUGAGAAGACUGGUGAGCAAUUCCGUCUCAUCUAUGAUGUUAAGGGUCGUUUCACCAUCCACCGCAUCACUGAGGAGGAGUCCAAGUACAAGCUCUGCAAGGUCCGCAAGGUCCAACUCGGUGCUAAGGGUAUCCCCUACGUUAUCACCCACGAUGGCCGCACCAUCCGUUACCCCGAUCCUUUGAUCAAGGCUAACGACACCAUCCGUUACGAUGUUGAGAGCGCCAAGAUCACCGACUUCAUCAAGUUCGAAGUUGGCAACGUCUGCAUGGCUACUGGAGGUCGUAACAUGGGUCGUGUUGGUGUCAUCGUCCACCGUGAACGUCAUAUUGGUGGUUUCGAAAUUGUCCACGUUAAGGAUUCCCUUGACCGUCAAUUCGCUACCCGUAUGUCCAACGUUUUCGUCAUUGGCCAAGGUAACAAGCCCUGGAUCUCUCUUCCCAAGCAGAAGGGUAUCAAGUUGACCAUUUCUGAGGAGCGUGACCGUCGCCGUGCUGCUGCCCAACAGUAAAUUUUUCACUCAAAAAU
Umbelopsis ramanniana AG is the source of this 847-nucleotide messenger RNA. RefSeq lists its product as uncharacterized. Gene Ontology annotation, biological process: translation. Gene Ontology annotation, molecular function: structural constituent of ribosome; RNA binding. NCBI's taxonomy places the organism in Eukaryota, Fungi, Mucoromycota, Umbelopsidomycetes, Umbelopsidales, Umbelopsidaceae. The transcript is spliced from 3 exons. Bases 45 to 830 code for a protein of 261 amino acids. The record is from RefSeq and is a predicted model, not a curated record. Gene Ontology annotation, cellular component: ribosome; cytosolic small ribosomal subunit.